AAGAAGAAAUUUCUUCAUCGAAGGCAAUGGCGGCGGAGGCGGAGGCGGAGGCGGAGGAGGAGGUGCGGCAGGAGGUGGAGGCGGUGGUGUCCGUCUACGGCGGCGACUGCCGCGUGGUGCGCGGGUCCCCUCCCCACCUCGUCGUCCACGUCCGCCCCCGCACCGCCGACGACUCGUCGCGGCAGUUUGUGGAGCUAUUUCUUGGAAUUAAAGCAUCUUCGCAGUAUCCAAAAGAACCACCUCAUGUUUAUUCUGUGGAGAGUAAGGGCCUUGAUGAGAAUCGACAGAUAUAUCUUAUUAGCAGCAUCCAAAACAAGGCAAAAGAGCUUUCCUGCUACCCAAUGCUCGUGACUCUGUGCGAGGAAGCUGUAGAGAUCCUCUCUAAUAUGAAUCAUCCAGCUGGUGAUUGCCCACUUUGUCUAUAUCCUUUAGUCCAAGAGGAUAAGGAUGGUUCUACUUUGCCAUUUAUGAAGUUAAUGUCAUGCUACCACUGCUUCCACAGUGACUGCAUUAUGAAAUGGUGGGAAUGGCUGCAAAAUGUUGACACCGAUUCAAAGAAGAGUAAUACAGCAGUAACUACUGAAGUUAUUCAUGCUUCUGAAGGAUUGGAUUUGUCCAGCUCAGCUAAGCAUCACAAUGUAAGUCAGCACAAAGGACUAUGCCCAGUUUGCCGCAAAGUGUUUGAUGAGAAGGAUAUUGAGCAUGUCAGUGAUCUGUUGGGUGCAAAUACUUCUAAACUGGCAUCUUUAACAAUUGAUCUGGAUGAAGAUGAAAAAGAACUGCUUCAUUCUGAAUCAGAGAAGAACAGGCGAGAGAAAUUUGCAUCACUGUUUAAUCUACAACAACAACGAAAUGGCCUGAUCGAACCAAAGAAAGACCUUUCCAUACAGCCUGGAAUGUACAUCCCUCGUCCUCCCAGCAUGCCUACUGCUGCAGAAGAAGCCACCAUUGAUGACUCUUGUAAGGACACCACAACUUCAACCUCAGAAGUGGAGCCGCACAGCCAGACAAACAGCACUGGUAGCACCACCAAGCACAACAGCAAUUCAGGUCAUCGAAGGCGACAUCGAUCUCAUGCUUCAAGAAGACAACCACCACAUGGCCAACCUGUUAGGCAACAAUGGCAGAGGAAGGGUGGUGGCACUUCACAGCAAUAGCAUCACAUUAAAGAGGAAGGUUGAGGAAGUGUGUUUUUUGUUGUCAGUUGCAAUAGUAUAAGCCUAGUGUUCUAUCUUUCAUGCCUCACCAACAGAUGGAUCGUAACAAGGCAGAACUAUCACAUGCUGUUUAUGACUAGGAGUAGAUCGUGCAUAGUGAUACACUCGGUUCCUACGAAUGCUGCUAAACUGAAGCUGCUACCUACUGUCGUGAAUAUACUCCAAUUCGUUGCAGAUCACCAGAGUUACAGAUCUGGCAAGCACUUCUUUUCAGACAAAAUUGCACUGAAUUCAAUUUGAGGUGCUUCGUGCUUACAAGAAUCGUUUUGUGUGAUUGAGAAUUUGAGAUCAUUGCCUUGACACUCUUUUUGUUGGAUUGACGGGUCACCUGCUCCAUGCAAAUUGACAUGAGCUUGGAUGCCAUGAUUCCGGCCAUCUGACCUAGCUGCGUGCAGCGUCCGCCCGGCAGGGAUCUUUGUAGUUCAGUUCUGAUUUCAAUUAGAAGUUCGGGAAUAUUUGUCCCGUUAACUAAUACCUCUCCUCCAAAAUAUAAUCAUUUCUAGGUUAUUUAGUAUAGAUUAAUAAGAUAUUAAAAAAUUCC
Messenger RNA from Oryza brachyantha (malo sina), 1758 nucleotides. Its product is annotated as E3 ubiquitin-protein ligase RNF25. The transcript is spliced from 7 exons. Gene Ontology annotation, molecular function: ubiquitin protein ligase activity; protein binding. Bases 27 to 1157 code for a protein of 376 amino acids. Gene Ontology annotation, cellular component: nucleus. NCBI's taxonomy places the organism in Eukaryota, Viridiplantae, Streptophyta, Magnoliopsida, Poales, Poaceae. Gene Ontology annotation, biological process: protein ubiquitination. The record is from RefSeq and is a predicted model, not a curated record.